CAUGCGUGCAGUGUAGUGAAUGGCUUUUUGUGUACAUCGCGUGCUUGAAAUUUUUUGAUUUUGUGUUCCUAGCCUGAACUCCUGCUGGCAGGUGUUAAUUGCUAAGGAUAUUUGCGCUGGUUCAUCUUAAAUACGUGAGGUACCGACAUUAUGGCGGCGUUUCAAAGAACAUUAAUGCGGCUGAUGAAAGUCUCUUCGCCACUGUACCGACUACCGGCAUGGAGACAACCACAAUUGGUAUAUUAUCCUACGACUGUACCGACUGUGCGGCUAUUUAAUACUUCAGAAGAAACCGCUCCAGUGAAGAAGCAAGAGGAAGAUGUCAGCAUCUUGAAGGAAAACUCUCCUCCGAGGGAAAUGUUGCAACGGGCAAUCAAAUCAGCAGCAUCUGCCGAUAUGAUCCUGCGAGUUGUCGAAGGACAAUAUGAUAUUUUAAGCCCUACAGUUGCACACAUGGCCUUGAGAAACUUGUUCACACUUCAUAGACACAAUCUUACUACAAUGAGCAAAGAGGACAUUUUAAACAACAAAGUAUUUGAAAUACUCUGCAAACACACCAAGAACGGACUACGUAUGAUGACUACAAAUCACCACAUCGACACCCUCAAAGUUCUUACCUACUUUGGCGUGCCUGCAUCAAGCAUAAUGGUGCAAACGGUGCUGCAUCUGCUGAAAAAGGAAGUAAAUGAUCUCAACAUCAGCGAAAUCAUUUUCUUGCACUCGCUGUGCACCAGAGGCAGAGGAGAUGAAAAUAUGAAGAGCUUGUCGAUAGCGCUACCAAUCGUAUUUGAGGCUAAUUUGAAGCUGAAAUUGGACAAGGGAAACUCCCUGCAUGUCGCUACAGCUUUGGAAUUUGCUACCAGGUACAAGGUGUCUGAGGCGGUUUUCGACGACCUGAUCACUGCUGCGUCAAAACUGGAAUUCCUUACCAGCCGAGAAGCGUUCCAGGUCGCACGAGCGUGUGCCAGGAUCCGCCACAAACAUCCCUUGAAGGCUCAAGUGUGCAAAGACGCACUUGAUGUGGUUGUCAGCCACUUCAGUGAAUUCUCAAACAAUGAUGUGUCUGCGCUUCUCGACUUUAUAUCUACACAGAUGAAGUCAAACCCAGACACAUACCACAAAGACUUCUUUGAUGCGUGUGCCAACCAAGUAGUUGCAGAUCGCCGUGGAAUCUACAAGGCCCUUGCGUGCGCUAGGCGUCUGAUGAACUCGGGUCACUGGAACAAAGAUCUUUUGAACUACAUGACUGAAGAAAUCGCCACUAAUCCUGAAGAACUAAAGUCGCACAUUUGGCUAGCGGCACCUUUUGUCUAUGUUGACGUGAUUUCUUCGUCAGGCUACAAACCAGAAAAGUGGGAUGACGCUUUGGCCAUUAUACUUGAAGUUUUGACUUCAGCACCAGAAAAUAAAUUCAAUUACAAUUGGAUUCAAAUAGCGUGCCAACUUGGAAGGCUGGAGGUGUUCCCGGAAAAACUCUUGAACUUCGUGUUUGAUGAGAAAUUCGUGAGGGAAACUGCUAUGAAAUCGUACAACCGAAUUGAUUUGGCUCAAAUCAAUUCUUUGAAUCAAUCGGUCACUCUAUUCCAUCCUGAAUAUACUGGACCGUUACCAGCAGAGGAGUACUUGGCUAAAGCACUAGAAAUUGACUUGGAGUUAAUGCAGCAUCUACCUUUGAAAUCUGACCUUGAGACAGGCUUUGGAGGGUCUCAGUACGUCCUCAACAAGGCAGUAACCAAGCUGAAAUUUUUAGUUGAUCAUGCAGUUGCAAUAAGAAAAGGAGGAUACCCCGUUGCGCUGAACCAAAUGAAAGAGCAACCUGAGGGCAUCAACUACAUAGAUAACUUUGAAAUUCCUGCUGACAGUAAAAUGUUGUUGAUUCUUUAUCUACCUAAAUCACUGGACAGUAUGCCUGGCACAUUGAAAUUCAGAGCACAAAUGGUUUUGAAGUCUUUAAGAGCUCUAGGUUACAACACCUUGGCGAUCAGAGAGGCCGAUUGGUUGCAGGUUGCUGAGAAUGAGCGUGUCGCUUUCUUGAUGCAAAAAGUCAAGGAAAAGUUGGCAGAUCAGUACGAAAGCAUUGUUUAGACAAAUAAAGUUAAUUUAUGCAUUUUAGCAACACAA
Molecule: messenger RNA, 2121 nt
Organism: Cloeon dipterum
Lineage: Eukaryota; Metazoa; Arthropoda; Insecta; Ephemeroptera; Baetidae
Exons: 8
Coding region: 151-2085 (644 amino acids)
Source: RefSeq, a predicted model, not a curated record